This is a messenger RNA of Vespa velutina, 3424 nucleotides long. RefSeq names its product SH3 domain-containing protein 19-like. Gene Ontology annotation, molecular function: protein binding; lipid binding. The coding region runs from base 584 to 1984 and encodes 466 amino acids. NCBI's taxonomy places the organism in Eukaryota, Metazoa, Arthropoda, Insecta, Hymenoptera, Vespidae. Gene Ontology annotation, cellular component: Rvs161p-Rvs167p complex; actin cortical patch; medial cortex. The transcript has 7 exons. Gene Ontology annotation, biological process: actin cortical patch localization; endocytosis; plasma membrane tubulation. The record is from RefSeq and is a predicted model, not a curated record.
AAUCCCAUUUGAUAGCAUUCGUGUUAACGCAAAUUUGAAUAAUGGCGCGCAUUCUUUGCCUUGCCUCAUGUACAGACACACGGGAAUACUCUGAUUGGCCGUGUGCCACUGGGGUAUUGACGUAGAGGAAGGAACGACCAAUCCUCGAUCGAUAAGAGGAUCGUGAAAAAAAAAAAAAAAAAAAAAAAGAAAAGAAAAGAAAAGAAAGAAAAUGAGCCGCGAUACGAAUUUGUCUUACGUCAUAACGAUUCGAAAUAAUUUCCAAUAAUUUCAUUGGUAAGACGCUUGAUAAUCCUUAUUAAAAAUGUUUAUAAAUUAGGUUAGAUUAGAGAAAAUUCGUUAUGUAGGAUGCCAUAACCUUCCCGAAGGCGCGUCUAUUCGAAGCGUUUGAUUUUUUCUUUUUCUCUUUUUCGAAAAAAGAAGGAUUUUUUGGAUAACCAUUAAAUAGCGAGAUAUUAUGAAUGACUUCUUAAUUCUUAAGGUACGUAAAUUACAUUUCGGAGAUAUAUUUGUAAAACGAAAGAAACGUGAAAGAGAAAGGAAUUGACAAAGUUUAAGUCGAAAUCGAUCGUUUUGUCCCGCCAUGGGGACGAGAAAGCAUCGUCAGCGCGUCGAUCGAAAAAUGGCCGCGAACGUGAGAACAGAGAUGCGGAUCCCUACGCGUACAGCCCCUCGUCCACCCGUCAAUGCUCUUGCACAAAGAGGCAAUGUCUGGGGUAGCACAAACGAUAUUUUCUCAACGAGCCUGAUGAGCCAACCAACGGUGCAAAAGAAGAAGCCACCGCCGCGUCCACCUCCUCCAAAGUUCAAUCAGUGCCAUGACACGCACAGCCAAAGGGAUCAAAAGUCCAAGAGACCGACCCGUCCGACCGAGCUUCUGACCAAUUUCUUUGCAUGGAAAGCGGCCAAGCAGGAACACUCCAAUACGUCUCGUUCUACUUCGAAUCUAUCCCACGUCCAGUCGCAGUCUUCUAAUACGAACGGAACUUUCUCCCUGAUAGAUCUCAGUCCGCCCGGCUCUCCUACGUUCACCACUCGUUCUAGCAGCGACGGGGUUAGCAUAGACAGUUUUGGUAGCGAUGGUAAUUCCAAUCCUUCCGUCUUUACGAGCAGCGGUAAUACGUCCCAGACGGAAAGUGCCUUCGAAGACGAUUUUGACUUUUUCGGCAUGCCCAAUAAAAGAUUUCCAAACAACGAUCCGUGGCAAAUGAAGCCGAUGUCGGAUCCAUUUGGUCCGAUAGAGGAAAGUGGUAGGGCGCUCGAGGACGUUAGGCAAAUAGGAGAUACAUCCUUUUUUGCCUUUAAUGACAGUCCUACGGGGAAGAAGCAAGUGCCUUUUGGACGAACAAGUUCUAAAGUGAUUCAUUCCGUACCUACGAUAAUACGACCGAAACCGCCGAAACCACCGGCCCCAAAGAUAUUGAAAAAACAUUUGGACCAAAAGACGAAUCAAAGACCGUCGACUAGUGUAGAAAGAAGACCUCUCAGCGAGUCGAUAACCGUUAACUCGUCGUAUUCUGUUGUUAACGACGCAUGGGCCGAUGACAUCAAAGACGAGCCUUCACCUCCGAUGCCAACGAUCCCACCACCGGCACCACCCACGGAAUACUUUGUCCGAUCGAAAAACGAAUUCGAGGAAAGUUCUAAAACACCCUAUGGUAUUGCGCUUUAUGAUUUUCCGGUUACGCAUUCGGACGAUUUACCCUUGAAGGAAGGUGACGUUGUCACCUUGAUAAGAGUUGUCAAUGACGAUUGGAUGGAAGGAAGGGUGGGAAGUCGACAAGGAAUAUUUCCAAUUAAUUUUCUUGAUAUAAAGAUUCCAUUGCCUGGAUUGCAGGACAACACCGUCGUUGCCCUCUAUCCUUUUAAAGGGGAGACCCCGGAGGAUCUAACGUUUGAGGAAGGAGCCAAAAUUAAAGUUUUGUCGAGACUAUCGGACGACUGGUUAUACGGCGAAUACAAAGGUAUAAAAGCUCCAAUGUAAAAAGAAAAAAAGAAAAGAAGAACGUAUCCAGUUUAGGAAUCUACAUCGGGACCAGAAAUUUUCUUUGCCGAAUUAGUUACGACAAAAAAAAAGAUUAGGAAUAUCUGCUAGGGUGAUAAUGUAAAAUUAACGUAUCUUCAACAUAAUCCAUAAAUCGAUGUUAAAAAUUAAAUAAUGACGACAUAUAUUGUGAUAUUUUACUACAUUCGUAUAGAAAUUUCUCAUGUAAAAAUAAAAUAAUAAUGGAAAUAAAUUGUCCAUAUCGUGAAAUAAUCACUUGUAUCUUGUAUUACAUAUCACUAUUAAUCUAAAUAGAACACACAUUGGAUUUGGAGCUAAUCAUUGAAAUAAUUAUCUUCAGUUCUCAGUUAUGGCAGUCUUUGAUCGUUGAACUAGAAAUAUUUCAAUUCGACUAGUCAAGAUCAGGUGAUCGAUGAAACGUCAUUAUUAUUAUGUUGGCCAGUAACGUUAUCAUUAAUGGAAGAUUCAUCGAACGUGACAACUUUGAUAAGUAAUAUACUCGGAGUUCGUAUCGAUUUUAAUCGAUCGUCGCUAUUGCACCAUCGAAGACGCUUUGGCGAUAUUUUCGAAGUUAAUGUGACUUUGCAAUUCUUUAAUUUUUCUAUCAAAACCCCUCGAAACUUUUCCCCCGUAAGACAAUACAAAAAGAAAUUACUUGCAAAAUUCCAAUGAUAUAUGUGAAAGAACAGUCCACGACACCACUUUAACAACAUUUUCUCUUCUAACCUAAAACAUUAGGAAAAUAUAUACGCACAUACGUACUUACGUGUAUAAUUUAUAGUUUUCUUUUUUUUUUUUUUUUUUUUUUCUUUUUUCUUUUUUAAGAACGACAUUCUCUUACCAAUUUAUAUAAUCCUUGUUUUCCUUCAUAUUCCUUUCUGGAUAUUUGAUCAAUAUCACGUCCCAGUAGAGCUCUAAAGUUUCAACUAUUCCAAGUGGUAAUAGCAAAAUUAAAUAUACCAUUGAGACUGCCAGUAAAGUUCUGCUCGUUUUAUUCGUUUUAUUGAUCUUUUGAGAGAAACUGCCUAAGGAAAUAUCUUGCGUUUAAUCAUUGAUUCAGGAGUUGAGAAAAUUUCUUAACGUUAUUAUGGCUUGAAAAUUUCUUAACGUUAUGGCUUAAAAAUUUCUUCUUACUUACGGGUUAAUUGUCUGCGAAGUGUAUCCAAUUUUUUCAUAUGUGCAACUAACAACGCGUUGCCAAUAAAUAUAAAAAUUAAUGGUAACCAUGUUGACAAUGCAAUAUAAAAAUACAUAGCGCUACCCCAAGGUUUGAUUUUCUUUUGGCAUGGUAUAAAUUCAAAAACACUGUCCAUUUCAUAUCCUAGAAUUAUUUUUAUUUGGAAGACAUGAAUUUUUAUUCGUCAACCCGUUCUAACGGAAAUCUAUAAUCCAUUGCUAAAGCAUCGUUAAUCUUAUUAC